ACCGAAUGAUUCUAAGUCAAUUAGAAAUGAAGUUAUUUUACUGAGAAUCUGCCAAAUCCCUUUUUGUGCUUCUAUAAGAUCAACACAAUAGCAUCAGGCGUAGAAAGAAAAGAAAGAAAGAAGCGAAUAGUACGUAGGUAGGUGUGUGAAAAAAUGAUUGCAGACAGCUCAUCCUUAAACAGCCCAUCAGCGUUACCAAGUAGCUCCCAAAACAGAGGCACAGGAGUGACAAACACAACACUCUCAGCAUUUGGCAGCCUCAUAAAGCUUCUCCCUACAGGUACAGUCUUCGUGUUCCAAUUCGUGAAUCCCGUUUUGACCAACAGCGGUGAUUGCAACGCCACCAGCAAGUGGCUCUGCAGCAUUCUCCUCGUUCUCUGUGGGUUCAGCUGCGCCUUUUCUUCCUUCACCGAUAGCUACACAGGCAGUGACAACCAGAGGCACUAUGGCAUCGUAACUACCAAGGGGUUGUGGCCUUCACCAGCAUCCAACACCGUUGACUUGUCAACCUACAAACUCAAGUUUGGAGAUUUGGUGCAUGCUGUGUUAUCCUUGUCAGUGUUUGCGGUUUUAGGGCUGUUGGACACCAACACUGUGCACUGUUUCUACCCUGGUUUUGAGUCAACUCAGAAGCGUCUGCUUCAGGUGUUGCCCACAGCUAUUGGGGUAUUUGCGGGUGGGUUGUUCAUGAUUUUCCCCAAUGAUCGCCAUGGAAUUGGAUACCCUUUAACUUCUGAUUCUAACGACACCUCCCCAAAAUCCAAUGAUACCACCGCCUCACCUCCACAAAAUAUUAAUCCCAAUGACAGUACUACUGUUUAGUAUUGCUAUAGCUAGUGUUUUAUUUUUUUAGUAACUAAAUAAUGAUGUGCUGUAGCAACUUUUUGUGCCUCUGAAAUAAUAGGCGCAAGCUGCUAACUAUAUAUGUUAAUAAUGUUAUGUAUCUAGCUACCUGCAUGCAUGCAUGGUAUGAAAGUGUUGUUGAACUAGGCUUUUGGCUACUGUAUAGUGAAGAAUCGUCUUUUUUCUUUUGAGCGCCUUGAAAUAACUAGUGUUUAUUUGUUGAAAUUAACUUGGGUUGUUGUUAAUCAUUUGUAUAGCCAAUUUUCUUUUUGUAAAACUGAUGUAUUAAACUUUGAAAUAGUAUUAUCUCUGUAUCUCAUA
Molecule: messenger RNA, 1164 nt
Organism: Glycine soja
Lineage: Eukaryota; Viridiplantae; Streptophyta; Magnoliopsida; Fabales; Fabaceae
Product: protein DMP2-like
Exons: 1
Coding region: 154-822 (222 amino acids)
Biological process (GO): endomembrane system organization
Source: RefSeq, a predicted model, not a curated record